Messenger RNA from Serinus canaria (Common canary), 3211 nucleotides. Its product is annotated as arylamine N-acetyltransferase, pineal gland isozyme NAT-10. The record is from RefSeq and is a predicted model, not a curated record. Gene Ontology annotation, molecular function: acetyltransferase activity. Bases 1038 to 1910 code for a protein of 290 amino acids. Lineage: Eukaryota; Metazoa; Chordata; Aves; Passeriformes; Fringillidae. The transcript has 2 exons.
GAUGAUGGCAUUAUAGAUAAAAUCUUCAUAUUCAUUACAAACAGUAUUCUGCACAAAAGCUACCUUAAAAAGUGUGGAUGCAAAAGAAAGACCUGGGAAGUGAGGAUGUGCCACCAGUGUGGUUUCACAGCAAGAUAUCCAUAGCACAGAAGCCUUUUCCCUGAUGAUACCUGUGGCACUCUACAGGAUGUGCCAUGAAAGAGGGUGACACAAGAACAUCAGCCAAGAAAAAGACUUUGAUUCUUAUUUCAGUCAACCACACAGACCUACCUGAUGUGCUAAAAAUCAGGUGCUUCCCCAGGUGCAGUCUGAUGUGCUCUUUGCCUUUCCCAGAGGCCUCCUCUGACAUUCCAUCUCCAUCCAAUGAAGGGAGACAGGCUUGACCAGGGAGAAUUAAAUUAAACAGCAAUUAAAUGAACAGCACUGCAAUGCUGUGGGGAUGCAGGAGGGCAGGUUUUAGAGCAGAAAUGCAUUACUUCAUGCAAAUAAAUAUUUGCCAUGGCAUUCGUUAGGUGUGGCAGCUCCACAAUAACUCCCUGCUACAGCUGAAGAGUUGAACAGCUUGAAACAGUUCCUGUGUGGGCAAAGAAGGGUCAUUUGUGCAUCCAUGGAGCUCAGCCUGCAACACCUUGUGCACCCACCAGGGCACAGAUGAACAUCCUCCACUGCAAAGUGCUGGUUUGCAAAACAACAAUAUUUAAUUUAAAAAAGUCAUAACACCAUCUGCAAUGUAAUUACUUUACACAGAAAACGAGUUCAUUCUGGUCUUAACUAGGGGAAGGCACAAACAUCUACUAAUAGGAAGAAACAAAGUUUAAUUUGCUCACGGAUCAGUGAAGUCCAAAAAUGUGAAUUCUUUUUGGAUGGACUCUGCCCUUUCUUGGAAUUUAAGAUUCAGGAGCGAGGACCAGCAGAGCUUAGAAAGACAACUCUCACAAUCUGUAUCCACUCCUGGCUUCACUGACUGCUGCCCCUGUAAUAACCCCCCCAGAAACUGAAUACCUCAAUAAAUAAAAAGGGAUCUCACAAGAGGUGAGAUGAACCUUGAAGAGUAUUUUGCAAGAACUGGCUAUAAAGGCUCCACUGAAAAACAAGAUUUGGAAACCUUAACCGAUAUAUUCCAGCAUCACAUCCGCGCUGUUCCCUUCGAAAACCUCAGCAUCCACUGUGGGGAGAAAAUUACUUUGGAGUUGGAGCACGUUUACAACAAGAUUGUGCAGAGGAAGAGGGGUGGCUGGUGCAUGGAAAACAACCAGCUGCUGGGCUGGGUGCUGAAGGGCCUGGGCUAUGACACCAGCUUCCUGGGAGCCUACGUGUUCAACCCCCAGCAGAACGCCUACGCCACGCGCAUGACCCACCUCAUGGUAAAGGUCGUCAUCAAUGGCAAAGCCUACGUCGUUGAUGGAGGCUUUGGGGUGUCCUACCAGAUGUGGCAGCCCAUGGAGCUCGUGUCAGGGAAAGAGCAGCCCCAGGCUCCCGGCGUGUUCCGCUUCACGGAGAAAAACGGCGUCUGGUACCUGGAGAAAAUGAGACGGAAACAAUACAUCCCCAACCAGAGCUUCUCCAACUCCGACCUGCUGGAGAAAAAGGAGUGUCGCAAGGUUUACAUGUUCAGCCUCGAGCCACGGACAGUGGAAGAUUUCCGUUUCCAGUGCACAUACCUCCAGACCUCUCCAGAUUCCCUCUUCACAAGGAAGUCCAUCUGCACCCUCCAGACCACCGAUGGAUUCCGGGCGCUGAUUGGGUGGACACUCACUGAGACCACGUACAACUACAAGGAAAACAUGGAUCUGGUGGAAUUUGUAACUCUUGAAGAUGAAGAGGUGGAAAAAGCCCUCAAAGAGAAAUUUAAUAUCACCCUAGAGAGAAAACUUGUCCCCAUUAAUGUUAAAGCAUCUUACACAAUCUAGGUGGCCAGGAAAACCUAUAGUAAUGCUAUGUGGGUACAGCAGCUUCCACUGUCUGUGCAAUCCCUACUGCAAGGUUAUGGGAUUCUUUUUCAGCAGGUGACUGAAGGAUACAUACAUUAGUAUGAGAUUAAUGUGAAUUUCACUUUGGGAAAAAUCACGAAUUUAAGACUUGAGUCAGUUAGGUAAAAUUAUUUGCUGGGAGAUGACUGCCGUUCAAUUUUUGGCACAAAUGUAGGAUUUGAUUUGAAUCUGGUUAUAAGCUUGGGUAAGAAAUAUGUCUGGGGAAUUUUGGACUGCCUGUAGCACAAGAGUAUGGAUUAUUAAUUGUGAUAUGCUGCCAACACAUUUUCUAAGGUUAUUAUAGGGAGACAAGUAAUCUGUGAGCAUUUAGACAAGAAAGCACACAUUUAAAACUUCAUUUUUCACAAGAUCCAACCACUCACAGCUCAUCUCAUUCUUCUACCUUUAAUAUGAGUAAAACAUUGUCGUCUUGGAAAGGAGCAUUAGGAGGCAUAAUUCUUUCACCAUCAUCCUUAGACAAACCAUAGUACAAAAUGAAAAUCAUCAUCAUGUGCAUCCCUCUGGCCAUUACUGCAGAAAACUGCCCCAAGUAAUUUUUGGUAUGUAGCUAUUCUUCUGGUGAUGAAAAUUCUGUAUAUCGCAGUGUUAUUGUGGCUGAUGGGCUCUAAGGAGAUAACUACUAAGCUUUGUUUCUGAGAUAUAAUCAUCCUGCAAACUGUGACUGGUACUUAAAUGUCACAGCUGGCUUGGAUUUACUUUUGUCCCAAAAGGGGUGGAAAUUCUGUACUUUUAGGACUGCAGUAUAUUUGUAUAUGAAGCUAAGCCCACUAUACCCUUCCUUUUGUCCUGCAAACAUGAGUGUCCAUAUGGCUGUCCUGAAUGGGUACCACUUAGCACAGGAGCUUUAAUGUCAUUAGUGUUUUUUCAUCUGUAUCAAAGUGAAAAAACAACCCAAGAAGCCAGUUAAAUCUAAAGGAAAGCUUUUCUGUUUUCACAAUCAUGUUUUUUUCCAGAAAAUGUUCUUCCUCCUAGCAUGCUUCUCUGCAAAAAGCCCAACGAAGGAAACCACUAAGAAAGGGGAAACAUUCUUAAAUGCAUCAAAAAAAUAGCAAAAACACUGAAAACCAGCCUUUCUCCCCAGUCUGUAAUAAGCCUGAGUAUCAGUCAAAUGUUGAUUCUUCCCACUGAACAGUCUUUUUGCUCCAAGACAUAAUCUAAUCAUUAAUCUCACAAAUGCUGUAAGUGUAUACCUGAAAAUCAAUAAAAGGAAAAUAAAGACA